Physella acuta is the source of this 649-nucleotide messenger RNA. RefSeq lists its product as uncharacterized. The record is from RefSeq and is a predicted model, not a curated record. Lineage: Eukaryota; Metazoa; Mollusca; Gastropoda; Physidae.
CACUACCUUGGCCCCAUAUUGGGCCAUCACUUGUAUAUAAGGAUCCCUAAUUGUUCUACAGGUCUACUACACACCCCCCGAACCUCACUAAGAAACACCUUGCGAUCAGAAAGAACUCACCCACUGACGUAUAAACCAAGAUGGCCGACUACAGAAGACUCACAGCUCUUUGCCUGCUCGCCCUGUACGUUCUGGGGUUAGAGGUCAGCCUCGUGUCGGCUCAGACGUCAACCGUGGGGCCAGACGCGAAGACCAAACGAUUCCAGGACGCCAUCCAAUCGUGUUCACUACAAUGCCAGAUGGCCAGCGCCGCCUGCCUGUCAGCUUCCCCAAAGGCUCAAGAACUGAUGGCCAAGGAGCAGUACUGUAACGUCAUGAACCUGAAUGACGGUGGUGUCUCGACCUACGACUGCCUGGUCAAGUCCCAUGCCUGCACGCAGGGGGAGUUUGACAAGGUCAAGACCGCGGCCUGCGGCGGGGCCGCCUCACUCGUUGUGACGUCAUUCACCCUGCUCUUGUCUGCUGUUGCCCUGUUCCUCAGCAGACAAUAAAAACUGUUGUACCAUUGAUUUUAUUCUUUGUUCUUUUUAGGUCUUGCGUGGUGUGUUGACUUUUGAAAUUGUCAAUAAAUUAAUCUAGAUCUACACAA